GCUAAUUUUUUUCCCUCUCUUUCUCUCGUCGCGCGGGCGGAUGAGAUGCUGGCUGCCGCCGUGAAUUCCACCUCCACCGCCACCUCCGGCUCGAUUCCUCCUCCUCCUCCCGCCGCCGCUACCGCCGCUCCUUCUAGGGCGAGGAAGCGUCCUCCCACUUCUAGGUCUCACUCCAUGGUCGCAGCAGCUCCGGAAGAACAGGGCAUCGACAAUGGCGGCGCUGCCGCCGAUGCUGGCGCUGCGAAUCCCGCGAGCAACACGGCCAAUGGCGGCUGCGAGACGUGCUGCAGCGUUGGGAAUGGGGAGGGCGAGGCGGUGUCGUCGCCGCUGCGCAAGACAUCGCUUCGGGUGCCCAAGACAGGUAACAAGGUAGCUAGAUCUUCACACAAGCAGGAUAGUUCUUCGCGGCCGGGGGCGGAGACUCACCACCAUCUCGCGGGGCCGCUCUUCUCCAAGCCGGUCUUCAUCGCUGUGAUGCUGGCAGUGAUGGCCACUACUGCCUGGAAGUGGAGCCGGGAUCCAGGGGUAGCGCCGGGGAUCUCGAUGGCCCAGAUGAAAGAGCUGGAGGAUUUCUCGAGGAAGACGACCAAGUGGAUGCAAGUCCAGCUCGAGCUCGUGGAUAUGAAGAUCGGGAAGGAGAUCGAGGGGCUGAGGAGAGAUGUGGGGGACAAGAUCGAGGAGCAGGCGUUGGCUCUAGAGACGAGCAUCUUGAACUUGAGAUCACAGGUGGAGGAUAUGGAUUCUUCCGUGCAAAGGCUCACGCAGGACGGGCUUCUCACGAAGAAGGAAGGGAUGGAACUCAUCGCGUCGAUCAUCCAGCAGCGAGCAGCGGAAGAGUCUGGAAAAUCUCUCACUCUGGACGACGUGAGAAUCGCUGCGAGACAGAUCGUGGAAGCGGAGCUGGAGAAGCACUCGGCGGAUGGAAUCGGUCGGGUGGACUAUGCUCUUGGCAGUGGAGGAGGGAAGAUCAUCGAGCACUCGGAGGGAUUUUUCACGGGUGGCCGGGCGGGGUGGCUGAGCAUUCUUGGAGCUGGGCUCUCGGCCGGAGGCGCGGUGAGGCAUCCCAUGGCUCACAAAGUCUUGGAGCCGAGCUAUGGCGAGCCGGGGCAGUGCCUUCCACUCAAAGGAAGCAAUGUUUUCGUGGAGAUUGCGCUGAGAACUCACAUACAUCCCGACGCCAUUACGAUCGAGCACGUCCCAAAGAGCGUGGCUUACGACGUGACGAGCGCUCCCAAAGAUUUCCGCGUCUUUGGCUGGCUGGAGCGAAGCAUCCAAGCCGGGACGAUCGCGCGGCCAGUGAAGAAGCUCUUGCUGGGAGAAUUCAGCUAUAGUUUGGAUGGAUCAAACAUCCAGACUUUUAGCUUCCCGGAAGAAGUGUCGAGGGAGCUGAUCAACACCGUGCGAAUCCACAUUACAUCCAACCACGGUAGCGCCUCUCACACUUGCCUUUACAGAGUUCGCGUCCACGGCUUUGAGCCAUCGCCACAGCAUUUUUAGAGCUCUUGUUCUUCCUGUAAAUUCUUUUAUAUACAUUGUGUUUGAACAAAUGUGUGUGGAGGAGCCCUAAA
This is a messenger RNA of Selaginella moellendorffii, 1568 nucleotides long. RefSeq names its product SUN domain-containing protein 1. The record is from RefSeq and is a predicted model, not a curated record. Gene Ontology annotation, biological process: nuclear envelope organization. Gene Ontology annotation, cellular component: nuclear envelope. Bases 46 to 1497 code for a protein of 483 amino acids. The transcript has 2 exons. Gene Ontology annotation, molecular function: protein-membrane adaptor activity. NCBI's taxonomy places the organism in Eukaryota, Viridiplantae, Streptophyta, Lycopodiopsida, Selaginellales, Selaginellaceae.